AUGGAUACGCCUCGCGACGCCUCCGCUUGCACACCGCGUCGGGGCCACAAGCAGGCCCGGAGCAUGGCCAUCAAUGUUUUGUCACUCGCUGGCGAGGCGAUCGCCCGAGUGUCUGCAGACCCGCUUAGCAGCGUACGGGAACUGAAGCAGCAGAUUUGGGCGCUGGGUGGUCCGGAGGUCAGGCAGCUUCGUCUCAUGCUGGGAACUGCUCAACUCCAGGACGAGGCAAGGCUCGACCAGACUGGCCUUGCUGACGGCUCAGACAUCGUGGCCCUUGUCGUCCCGGAGGAUGAGACAAAGAAUUACAUGCGCACGGUCGUCCGUUGUCGGCCACUACGCACCGAGGAGGAGCAAGAGCCUGGAUUCGAUCUGGAUCUGGACAGGGGUCUGGUUUCUGUGCGGCUCCGCGAGUUCCAGUGUUCGGAUAUUUUCGACGAGAGCGUAUCGCAGGCCGAAGUCUUCGAGCGCCUUGGCCGGGACUUGACUCAACACGUCCUCGAAGGCUACAACGCAACGGUUCUUUGCUAUGGGGAAGGUGGCGCGGGAAAGUCGUACACCCUUUUCGGCCCUUCUCCCGACUUGGUGCAUGCGGCUGCGGAGCAAGGCCUCGCACCGCGAGCGUUUCGCUAUGUCCGCGACGAGCUUCGCGAUCUGCUUGCAGCGGAUCCGAAAUGCUCUUUGCGAGUGCAUGAAGGGCAGAUGAUGGUUGAAGGUGGCGUCGACAUUGCAGCUGCAAGUUUGAAGGACCUACAAAGGCUUUAUGACCACGGCCUUUGCCGCAGCUGCACCAAUCCCCGCAAUGGCAGUGUGGACUCUGGAUCUGCCUUCACGAUUCUCCGAUUGACCAUCCGAUCCCGCAGUGGGAGCGGACAUCCCUGCGUAAGAAGGCUCACGCUGGUGGACUGCGCCAGUUCGCAUCGGCGCUCCAAAAGCGAGAAAGACAUCGAGCAGAUGCGCAAUGCGAGAUACGUUGGCAAAAACCUCGGAGCGCUGCACGACGUGAUUUCCGCUCUGGCGCCGCCCAGCCCCCAUGUGCCGUACCGGAACUCGUGUGUCACGCGUCUUUUGAAGGAGUCACUUGGAGGCAAUGCGAAGAUGGUCUGCAUCGCAAACCUGCGGCGGUCCGCCUCCCACACGGCCGAGACUUUGUGCACGCUUCAGUUUGUUUCUCGUGUGCAACACGCCGAGAACCAGCCUCUGAGCUUGAGCAGCCACUGCCCCGAGGAGAGUUUGCUUCUCGAGGAGGCCACGUGGAUCUCAGCAUGUCAGGAAAAAGAGGGCGAAGGACUUGGCACCUGA
This is a messenger RNA of Symbiodinium sp. CCMP2592, 1299 nucleotides long. NCBI's taxonomy places the organism in Eukaryota, Dinophyceae, Suessiales, Symbiodiniaceae. The record is from the annotation of a GenBank genome assembly.